This is a messenger RNA of Wyeomyia smithii (pitcher-plant mosquito), 1110 nucleotides long. RefSeq lists its product as uncharacterized. The coding region runs from base 1 to 1110 and encodes 369 amino acids. The record is from RefSeq and is a predicted model, not a curated record. Lineage: Eukaryota; Metazoa; Arthropoda; Insecta; Diptera; Culicidae. The transcript has a single exon.
AUGCGUAUCAACAUGGAGAACGACGCAUCCAACGAUGAAGUCAGAAAGCUGGUCAGAAGACAUAAAAUUAAACUUAUUAGCAUAGCAAUCCGGGAUACAAAAAGGACGAUCCAGAAUAAAAAAGAACAAAAGUCUCAUCUACGAAGAAAGGUAGAAGAAGCGACCAGCGCAGAUGACUGGGUGCGUAUGAAGGCCAUGUUGGAAAAAAGAGCUAUGAACACAUACAACCAAUCAAAAGCUGUAGAAAUACGAAAACUAGAAGACCUAAAAAAUAAGAGCAUUCGAAACCAAAGCCACAAUCAGGAAUGGAUAGCGAACACAACUGAAGCGAAUUUACCAGAUUUCGUCGAGAGAACCUUGAUGCUAGGACCGAACUUCAAUGUACAAAAUAAAAACACGAUUCCAUAUAUAAGGAUGAUCGCUGAUGUCGAAACAGCCAUCCAGGGAAUACCUGAAGCAGAGGGAAUACGAGGAGAGGUGGCAACCUUCAUGUCAAAUUAUAUCAACUAUCAAAGACAACCCAGAACGAAAAAUAACGUUUGGAUCCAUAAGGAAAUAAUUCGAACCAGAGAGUACCUCAGAGAGCAUCCCGAACUGUACGUCACGAAAGCAGAUAAGGGAAACAGAACGGUGAUAUUAGCAGCAGAUGAAUACAGACAGAAAAUGACAACAAUGGUAACCGAUGAGGAAACGUACACGGCUCUAUAUGGCAAUCCCACUGCAAGAACUCUCAAAAAACUCAACCUAAUCGUGGAACAGUGGUUUACUGAUGGACACAUAGAUGCGCGAAACAAAUACCGACUUAAGGUGUACAACUGUCACCCACCAAGAAUUUACGGCCUGCCGAAAUUGCAUAAACCGGACAGACCAUUAAGGCCAGUAGUAUCCACUGUAGGGUCUGCAACUUACCGGAUGGCACAAUAUGUAGCGGCUAUUCUUGGUAAACUCGUUGGAAAAACCGAAUUUCAUGUUCGCAACAGCUUUGAUUUUGCCGAAGAAUUUUCACGAGUGCAAGUACCCGAUGGAUAUGUCAUGUAUUCGUUAGACGUGGUAUCUCUCUACACAAAUGUGCCCGUAGAGGAGGUGUACGAAUGUGUUGAGGAACGAUGA